AUGGAAGAAGUAUCAUACAAAUUUCUUAGAGGUAAGAGUGUAGGAGUAAUUGGUUGUCCAUUCAGCGGUGGCCAGCCUAAAGAUGGUGUUGACGAGGGUCCAUUGAAAAUCAUUGAAUAUGGAUUGAUAGAACAACUUCAAGAGAUGGAUUGGGACGUGGAAUUUGAUGGUCAUCUUAAACUCACUGAUCUUAAACCGAAAGAUGAUCCAAAUAUAGGGAAAUUGAAACGACCUCGUUAUGUUUCACGAGUUACAGAAGCAGUCUCUAGGUCUGUUGAAAGGCAUCAUAGAAAAGGUCAAAUGGUAUUAACAUUAGGUGGUGAUCAUAGUCUCGCACUUGGCACUGUAUCCGGUACUUUAGCGGUUCAUCAUGAUGCAUGUCUGAUUUGGAUUGAUGCACACGCUGAUAUAAAUACACCCGAAUCUACCGAUUCAGGGAAUUUACAUGGAUGCCCAGUAUCUUUUCUAUUAGGGAUAGCAGGGAAAAUGGAGGGUUUUGAGUGGAUUAAGCCAAGACUUACACCAGACAGAUUAGUUUAUAUUGGACUUCGAGAUAUUGAUCAACCAGAAAAAAAGAUUUUAAAGCAACACGUAAAUCCGGAUAGAAAUCGUCCAAUUCAUCUUAGUUUUGACGUCGAUGCACUAGAUCCAACUGUUGCGCCUAGUACAGGUACACCUGUUCGUGGCGGUUUGACCUUUAGAGAAGGUCAUUACAUAUGCGAAGCAAUUCAUGAAACGGGACUUUUGGUUGCCGUAGAUUUAAUGGAUGUUCGUUGA
This is a messenger RNA of Entrophospora sp. SA101, 777 nucleotides long. Lineage: Eukaryota; Fungi; Glomeromycota; Glomeromycetes; Entrophosporales; Entrophosporaceae. The record is from the annotation of a GenBank genome assembly.